Messenger RNA from Pimephales promelas (fathead minnow), 1077 nucleotides. The record is from RefSeq and is a predicted model, not a curated record. NCBI's taxonomy places the organism in Eukaryota, Metazoa, Chordata, Actinopteri, Cypriniformes, Leuciscidae.
AAAUCAACCUCAGAUAAUUUGACCAACAAAAUAGCAAAAUGGAUUGCAAAGGAUUGUAGACCCGUUAACAUUGUAGAAGACUCGGGUUUCAUUGAUGUUUUGCGAGUGGCGUCUCAAGACUCAUCCUACAGGCCACCGUCAAGAGCCACAGUUAUGACGAAAAUCCACGAGCUCUAUCAAAACGAAAAAGAAAAAAGGAAAGAGGUCUUGGCUCAAGUAAAUCAUAUCGCCCUGACAGGAGACCAUUGGACAUCAUUGAAUAACAACAAUUACCUCGGAGUAACUGCACAUUUCAUCAGUGACACAUGGGAACUGAAGUCUUUUGCGCUGACUAUAUUAAAAACUGAGGAGCGUCACUUUGCGGAGGCUUGUAAAGAACAGUUCUUGUCUGUUGCACGUAAGUGGGACAUCGAGGGCAAGACGACAACAAUUGGGACUGACAGUGCACGCAACAUGGUUGCCGCAAUUCGACUUACACGCUAUGAACACAUGAACUGUGUCGCUCACAUGGUGCAGAGAAGUGUCACGGUGAGUCUUGCUGACAGCGGCUUUGUAAAUGCUUUGGCGAAGGCUCGCAAAGUUGUCGGUCAUUUUAAGCAUAGCCCAGCAAAUGCUGCGGAGCUUCAAGCACAACAAGUCAGCCUGGGAAAGAAGCAAGAGCCAUUGAUCCAGGAUGUUCCAACACGUUGGAAUUCGACGCUGGAAAUGGUCAAGCGCGUGAGCAGAAAUAAAGAGGCUGUCAUCGCAGCCCUGGACAAACAGGAUCACAAACUCGUUUUGCCGACCGCAGCAGAGUGGGAUAAACUGCAGAGGCUGGAGACACUUCUAGAGCCAUGCAGGUAUGUAACUGAGCUCCUGGGUGGAGAGGCCUAUGUCUCCUGUUCUGUGGUACUACCUUCUCUCUGUCACUUGCGUCUCAAGAUGGAAGCCUGUGAUGAGGACCCUGCAUAUGUGGUGAGAUUCAGACCAAGUUCAAGGAGGACCUAUCAUCCCGUCAAGAAACAGCUCAACAAUGCAUGGCUCCAGAUUGCUACAGUUUUGGAUCCUCGUUUCAAAAGACUUGAAAUGCCUGCCUAA